UUAGGCGUCAAAAAAAUAAUUUUCAUAAUCCUCAGAGUGCCCUAUUGUGAGUUGAGAUACCGGCGUUCUCGUAGUGAACGUUUUCAGAAUUUUAAACAACCAAUUUUAGUGAAAUAUAUAAAAACCUCGAGACUCUUACAGUUACGAGCAGAACAUCUUCUUCCGUUGAGUCUGCGGUAACUAAAAAUUUAGAGCGCUCCUUUAAUUUACUGCUAAAGUUCUAGAAGAAUCGAAAAGAAAAGAACAAUGAAUUUACCCGGGACUAUGAUACGUAAAAUUUUCGCUGUUGUUUUUUUACUAAGUACUAGUUUCGCGUGUCUUAUCACUAAUUGCCCACGUGGUGGUAAGCGAGGCGAAUCUCCAUUGCUCUCAAUGCCAAGUUUGAUUAAGGAAUGUUCGAGUUGUGGACCCAAUGAUCAAGGGCAAUGUUUCGGGCCUCAUAUUUGCUGUGGAGCAACCAUCGGCUGUUACAUAAAAGGCCCAGAAACUUAUAAAUGCCGUAAAGAAAGUCUUUACUCGCACCCUUGUGUCUCCGGGUUUGCGAUGUGUCGUGAUAAUACGGCCAGAUGUGCCGCCAAUGGAAUUUGUUGUUCUCAAGAAAGCUGUCAUGUGGAUCCAUCAUGCAGAGUCGGAGACGAAUACUUGAGCGAACGUAAAAUCAGUCAGGAAUUUUCAAGACUAAUUGCCGACAAUGAUCAACUGAUUAAUUAAUUUAUUUAUUAACUAACUUAAGACAAUUAUUAAUUAC
Molecule: messenger RNA, 748 nt
Organism: Microplitis demolitor
Lineage: Eukaryota; Metazoa; Arthropoda; Insecta; Hymenoptera; Braconidae
Product: neurophysin 1
Exons: 3
Coding region: 247-711 (154 amino acids)
Cellular component (GO): secretory granule; extracellular region
Molecular function (GO): neurohypophyseal hormone activity
Source: RefSeq, a predicted model, not a curated record